Phyllopteryx taeniolatus (common seadragon) is the source of this 14301-nucleotide messenger RNA. RefSeq lists its product as uncharacterized. NCBI's taxonomy places the organism in Eukaryota, Metazoa, Chordata, Actinopteri, Syngnathiformes, Syngnathidae. The record is from RefSeq and is a predicted model, not a curated record. Bases 5254 to 6174 code for a protein of 306 amino acids. The transcript is spliced from 2 exons.
UUUGCCUCUUUGGAUUUAUUUUGCUAUUGAAUUGCCCAACUUGUUAUUGAUUCUGUGGCUAUUUAGUGUUUUUUUUGUCAAGAGUUGCCCAAUUCCAUUUCCUGGCAAUCAUCAAACUGUGACAGUCAUUAGGACAAAUUGUUCAUGGGGUCACAGGUCAUAUUGACAAAGGUACCUGCAGUUUUAGACCAACUGAUAGCAACAUUCCUCUAACCCACUUGACUGAAUGUUUCACCCCAACUUGGUCUGCCAAUUCACAUUUUUUUUGUUUAGUUUUUUUCAUCUCAAAUGUGUACUCACCCUACAUGUAUAUGUGACAGCUAAAAUGUAUUUUUAUCUGAUAUAUAUAUAUUUACACACACACACACCAACACACAGCGACUAAAAUAAGUAUUUAGGACGUCACGAUUUUUCUCACUAAAUAUAUUUCCAAAGGUGCUUAUUGACAUGAAAUUUUUACCAAAUGUUGGGAACAACCCAAGUAAUCCAUAUAUACAAAGAAAGUAGAAAAAUAAGAUCAGAAAAUAAGUUGUGUGUAAUAAUGUGAAAUGACACAGGGGAAAAGUAUUGAACACACCAACUGGUAUGUUUUUAAUACAUUGUACUAAAGCCUUUGUUUGCAAUGACAGCUUCACGAUGCCUCCUUUCUGGAGAAACUAGUCGCAUGCAUUGCUCUGGUGUUAUUUAUUUUCUCCGCUGGGGAGCAUUAGAUCAAUCGAAUGUCGAGCUGUGGAUCGGUUGUCGCGAGACUAGGAACCGGUUGCCUGAGGUUAGUGUUUUUCUCUUAAAAACAACGCGAGAGCACACGUAACGACCAUCGCGCAUGCUCCUUGACAACAUAGAGUAACAACUGAUGCUUGGACGUCAUGUGCAACGGAGUCAUAUGUGACCAUGAAAGCCCACCAUAUUAUUUCAAAUUGGCAGCUAAAGUGUCAUGUUUUACAGACAAGGGUGUUUAAAGGGUCGCACACCGGGAAGAAUAUAGGUACUUUGCUGAAACAGGCAUGCAUUGACUGGAACCUUGUUGAUAAGAAUCUAGCCCUGGUUUGGACAAUGCCAGUAAUAUGGUGUUAGCUGGGGAGGAAGCAGAGAUGAGCCCUCACCUCAUGUGCUUUGCACACACCAUUAAUCUUGCCACACAGAAAGCCUUCAGAGUGAACACGGUAGCAAGGUUGCUGGGAAAAGUGAGGAGAGUGGUUGUUUUUUUUCACCACAGUUUUAAGGCAGCAGAAAUUCUACAGGAGAAACAAAAACUGCUGGCCUCGCCUUCCCACAAGAUGUGACAACCCAUUGGAACAGCUCCUAUGACAUGCUUGAACACUUUUUGGAGCAACAACCUGCUAUUUCUGCUGCACUCCUGUCCAGGGAUCUCAGAAAUGGAGGAGAUGUCAACACUCUAAAGGACAAAGAUUUUUGCAAUUGUGAAGACAUUGUCAAGCUGAUGGCAACGGUCAAACUUGUGACCAUGACCAUGUCUGAAGACAAGCAGCCCACACUUUCAAUGAUUUCCCCAGUCAAAGCAAAUAACUUUGAAGCAUCAGAUAAAGACAGUGGUAAUCAGAGCGAUGAAGCAGGCAUUCACGAAUGACUUGGAGAAACGCUACCCAGGCCUCGAUGAUCUCUUUUACACUGCAGCAGCUCUGGAUCCCCGGUUUAAGGCUCUGCCCUUUCUGAGUGACAAUGAUGCUGAGAGGAUAUUCACAAGCAUCUCAGCAGACGCAACAUCCUUGAAUGAAAAUGUAAGUACUUCAAGUCAACACUCAACAAACUGUCAUUUACUCAAAGUACAUUAGAAUACAUUCUGAUUCUAUUAUGUCAGUCUGCUGUGCUUUGUUGCUGUUACAAUAUUUGCUCUCACUACUGUUACUGUUACAGUACACUACAUUUAGCCAUACACUGACUGUAGGAUGAUAUAUUCUUUAUUUCUAGGCAGCAGCCCAUCCAGCUUAGAAGGGUUCAGUGCAGACACAUCCAUGUCAGACUCACCCUGCCAAUGAAGACCAAGACAUCACCACUGAUAGACCCCAGACCCAUGAUAUAUCAACAGCUCAUAACUCUCCUUGCAAAAAGAAAAAAAUAUCAGCUCUGGACCAGCUGUUUGAAGAAGACUUUGAAGUGAGGAGCACAGCAGCUAGAUCUGUGAUUGACCAGGCCAGUGAUGAAGCGAGGAGGUACAGAGAUUGUGAGACUUUGCCCCUGAAAAACAACCCACUACAAUGGUGGAAAGAGGAGUGACCUGCCAUUGCUGUCGUCUCAUUUGACACGUCAAGACUCGAACGCUUCUGUUUCCGGUCCGAGCGGGCUGGCUAACGGUGGCAGAGCUCAAAGAACAUAAUCAUUUCAUAAACUAAUUAAGUUCAUUACGUUUACUGAAAAGGGGGCACGGUGGACGACUGGUUAGAGCGUCAGCCUCACAGUUCUGAGGACCGGGUUCAAUCCCCGGCCCCACCUGUGUGGAGUUUGCAUGUUCUCCCCGUGCCUGCAUGGGUUUUCUCCGGGUACUCCGGUUUCCUCCCACAUUCCAAAAACAUGCAUGGUAGGUUAAUUGAAAAUUCGAAAUUGCCCGUAGGUGUGAAUGUGAGUGCGAAUGGUUGUUUGUUUAUAUGUGCCCUGCGAUUGGCUGGCAACCAGGUCAGGGUGUACCCUGCCUCCUGCCCGAUGAUAGCUGGGAUAGGCUCCAGCACGCCCGCGACCCUAGUGAGGAGAAGCGGCUCAGAAAAUGGAUGGAUGGAUGGACGUUUCCUGAAAAGAUUUUUUCUUUUGAACGAAACGUUCGGGAACGAAACAACACUAUAUCAGGAUUCCUACUUAAAAUACGGGUUUAUCACAACAGUUAACUCUCACGGACCGUGUCCGCUCUGAUACAGAUACAGUCGUAGGUUGCUGCUCGACACAGGCAAUACUACUUUACGGAGUUAAAAGUCUACUCAUUGAGGAGCUACGGAACUGCAGUCUUGUCUGGCUGCCUACAAUAACUCCGACCCCCACUCCUGCAUCGCACCUACAGUGGACGCACCACGAACGGCGAAGGAGGAAGCAGAAGCGAGCGUGUGUGUGUAUAUAUAUGCACGCCACCACAGCCGGUCCGUGAGAAAAAUGCAGUCCUAACCGGUCCGCGGUGCAAAGAAGGUUGGGAGCAUAGAGCCAAAUAAUUCAAGUACAUCCUUUUUAAGAACAAUUAAUCCAAAUAAUACAUUAAACAUUAGCAUUGUAAUAUAGUACAAUAAAUUAAACAUUUUGGAUAAUUAAAAACAAAUUGAACACACUCUGCCUCUGUUCACAAAAAUUGCACUGAACAAAUAUUAAACAUUUGGUACGGAGGUAUAAACAGUCAUUAAUGCCCUAUCAGGAAAUAUCCAUCCAUCCAUCCAUUUUCUGAGCCGCUUCUCCUCACUAGGGUCGCGAGCGUGCUGGAGCCUAUCCCAGCUGUCAUCGGGCAGGAGGCGGGGUACACCCUGAACUGGUUGCCAGCCAAUCGCAGGGCAGAUAGGAACAAACAACCAUUCGCACUCACAGUCAUGCCUACGGGCAAUUUAGACUCUCCAAUUCAUGCAUGUUUUUGGGAUGUGGGAGGAAGAAAACCAACGCAGGCACGGGGAGAACAUCCAAACUCCACACAGGCGGGACCGGGGAUUGAAUCCAGGUCCUCAGAACUGUGAGGCUGACGCUCUAACCAGUCGGCCACUGUGCCGCCAUCAGGAAAUAUGCUGCCAAUCAAGUUUCCAGUUGGUAAAGAAAAAGUGCACAAAUAGCAACAUUAAUAACAGCACAAGUAGAUCAAAGCAACAUGUUUUGAUUCAAGAUUUGUACUAUUCAAAAGUCUGAAGCCUUUUUUAAAAAUCUGCUUUGUCAAUAUGUUCAAUGGCUCCAUCUCUGACAAUAGUGAGUACGCUAUACUGUAUAUAAUGUGACCAUACUGUAUGUUGUCACGUUUGUAUUUGCAUUAUUUGGGCAAAAAAAAGAUAAUUGCAAGCUGACGGGAAAUGGGAAAUGUACCAUCGUGUUUUUUUCUUCCCAGCUAAAGAAAUUGGGAAGGAUGGUUGUGUUUAAAAUGGAUUUUGUCUUUUUGAGGUUUUAAGUUGUGUUGUCUUUGUUGUGACUUCAUACAAAUUCGACAUACCAGCUCGUUGGUGUUAGCGGGGCGCCCGCGUUCAUCUGGCUUGAAUCCAAAAUGUUCCCACAUCGUUGCGAUGUCACGGGCCUCCCUCUGGAGCCAGGCCUGGAGGUGGGGCUCGAAGGCGAGCGCCUGGUGGCCUGCACCCAUUGGGCCUGGCCAGGCACAGCCCAAAAGGGUAACGUGGGUCCCCCUUCCCAUGAGCUCACCACCUGUGGGGGGGGCCAUAGGGGUUGGGUGCAGUGUGAGCUGGGCGGUGGCCGAAGGCGGGGUCCUUGGCGAUCCGAUCCCCGGCUACAGAAACUGGCUCUAGAGACGUGGAAUGUCACCUCUCUGGCAGGGAAGGAGCCCGAGCUGGUGUGUGAGGUUGAGAAGUUCAGACUAGAUAUAGUCGGCCUCACCUCCACACAUGGCUUGGGCUCUGGUACCAGUCCUCUUGAGAGGGGUUGGACUCUUUUCCACUCUGGAAUUGCGUUGAGCAGGUGUGGGUAUACUUAUUGCUCCCGGCUCGGCACCUGUACAUUGGGGGUUCACCCCGGUCGACGAGAGGGUAGCCUCCCUACGCCUACGGGUGGGGGGACAGGUCCUGAUUGUUAUUUGUGCCUAUGCACCAAAAGCAGUUCAGAGUACCCACCCUUCUUGGAGUCCUUAGAGGGGGUGCUGGAGAGUGCGUGGGAGGAGUUCGGUGAGGCCAUGGAGAACGACUUCCGGACGGCUUCGAGGAAAUUCUAGUCCAUGAUCCGGCGUCUCAGGAGGGGGAAGCAGUGCACCAUCAACCCUGUUUAUAGUGGGGAUGGGGUGCUGCUGACCUCAACUCGGGACGUUGUGAGUCGGUGGGGAGAAUAUUUCGAAGACCUCCUCAAUUCCACCGACACGCCUUCCCAUAAGGAAGCAGAGUCCGGGAUCUCUGAAGCGGGCUCUCCUAUCUCUGGGGUUGAGGUCACCGAGGUGGUUAAAAAACUCCUUGGUGGCAAGGCCCCGGGGGUGGAUGAGAUUCGCCUAAAGUUCCUAAAGGCUCUGGUGCCAGUACGACCGGUGCCAGUUUGGUCUGCAUUGCUGGCAGUAAGUCGGACUCGUUUCCAGUGAGGGUUGGACUCCACCAAGGCUGCCCUUUGUCACCAAUUCGGUUCAUAACUUUUAUGGACAGAAUUUCUAGGCACAGCCGAGGCGUAGAGGGUGUCCGGUUUGGUUGCCUCAGUAUUGCAUUUUUGCUUUUUGCACAUGAUGUGGUUCUGUUGGCUUCUUCAAGCCGUGAUCGCCAACUCUCACUGGAGCGGUUUGCAGCCGAAUGUGAAGCGGCUGGGAUGAGAAUCAGCACCUCUAAAUCUGAGACCGUGGUCCUCAGUCGGAAAAGGGUGGAGUGCCCUCUCUGGGUCGGGGAUGAGAUCCUUCCCCAAGUGGAGGAGUUCAAAUAUCUUUGGGUCUUGUUCACGAGUGAGGGAGGAAUGGAACGCGAGAGCGACAGGCCGAUCGGUGCAGCGUCUACAGUGAUGCGGACUUUGUAUCGGUCCGUUGUGGUGAAGAAGGAGCUAAGCCGAAAGGCGAAGCUCUCGAUCUACUGGUCAAUCUCCGUUCCUACCCUCACCUAUGGUCACGAGCUGUGGGUCGUGACCGAAAGAAAAAGAUCCCGGAUACAAGCGGCCGAAAUGAGUUUCCUCCGCAGGGUGUCCGGGCUUUCCCUUAGAGAUUGGGUGAGAAGCUCGGUCAUCCGGGAGGGGCUCAGAGUAGAACCGCUGUUUAGGAUGCCUCCUGGACACCUCCCUGGUGAAGUGUUCCAGACCCCGGGGACGCCCCAGUACACGGUGGAGAGACUACGUCUCUCGGCUUGCCUGGGAACACCUCGGUAUCCCCUCGAAAGAGUUGGAGGAAGUGGCUGUGGAGAGGGAAGUCUGGGCUUCCCUGCUGAAGCUACUCCCCCCGCGACCCGACCUUGGAUAAGCGGAAGACAAUGGAUGGAUGGAUGUAUUGUCGCGGUGGGGUUAGGCUUCGGAACUAAUUCCAUUUAUGCCGCUCAACUUUCUAUAACUGUGCAACAACCAGUUUGCUGUCAGAAAACGUAGCUAUAAAGACCCUUACAAAUGCCUGCAUUUGAAAAGCACGCACACGUGUGCGCGCACACAUAUGCAGCCGCACAUACGCCCGAUCGGAGGGAGGGUAGGAUAUUCCCGUCCCGCCCUUCACUAUUUAUGAUUGGUUUGGAGACCAAAUGGGUUUUAUGUGUCUGGUUUCAAGUCACAUUUCUUCCUCAAAAGGCUGGGCGUACAGGUGGACCCGCUCUCUCUCUUUUUGUUAGCAUUAGCAUUCAGAAGUUAGGGUGCAUAUGCGACCAAAUUAGUCGCACUCUUGUCAAAAAAAUAAAUCAUACGCUGGAUAUCCAGCACCAAGAUGGAAUAUUUUAAUCCAUAACAUUGCAACCUUGGACGCAGAUUCAUCUUAGUUUAUGCACCCCUGUUCAUUUUUGUGUGUCUCAGACAAGGGACGCACAUCAAACGAGAUCCCCGGGAUUGCAAAGUUAUCAUUGUUCUUUCACCAUCGUUCCUGUCAUACAGUGUUGUGUGUUUUUGUUUGCACAUUAAGGACAAAAGUCCUGUUUUUUGUUUUAAUUCCUCAUUUAAAAAAAAAUAACAACAAAAAAAAAACACCAUUCAUGCAACACGUUUUUCAUUCAUGUUUAUAACAUUGUAGGGUGAAAGCUGCAGCUGGCUGCUUGUGUGGAGUGAAUGGGUGGCAACGAUGGGGGAAUGAAAUGCCAGUAUUUUGAGGGUAAUAUCCCGUCAGCAACAUAUCGUAUUUUUAAAAAACACUAUGAAUUAUUUCAUUUUUGGACCGGUGAACUUUGUUCAGAAUUUUGAAUUAUGAUCUAUGAACUGAACCCGUUCAUUUUUGGAAUGGUGAAUUGAACUAGUUAAUUUUUGGAAUGGUGAAUUGAAAACGAACUUUCCCAGCACAGAUCCUGUAUUGUUUCAUAUCGCAAUAUAUAACGCAGAUUUACAAAAAAUCGCAAUGUCAUUUUUAUCCAAUAUGGGCCAGCCCUAUGCCACAGUGCACAUUCCUCAUACCUCUGUGUGUUUUCUGCAACAGCCUACACAUGCUACUCUGUGCCAGUGACAGCGCUGUUGUGCCACUUCAGUCACAAUUUAACCAAGUUUGGUUUACCUGCAGCGGCACGGUGGACGACUGGUUAGCACAUCUGCCUCACAGUUCUGAGGACCGGGCUUCAAAUCCCGGCCUCGCCUGUGUGGAGUUUGCAUGGUCUCCCCGUGUCUGCGUGGGUUUUCUCCGGGUACUCCAGUUUCCUUCCACAUCCCAAAAACAUGCGUGGUAGGUUGAUUGAAGACCUUAAAUUGCCCGUCGGUGUGAAUGUGAGUGUGAAUGGUUGUUUGUUUCUAUGUGCCCUGCAAUUGGCUGGUGACCAGUUCAGGGUGUAUCCCACCUCUCGCCCGAAGAUAGCUGGGAUAGGCUCCAGUACGCCAGCGACCCUAGUGAAGAUAAGCGGUACAGAAAAUGGUUGGAUGUUUUACCUGCAUAGAAGAAAAAUGGCAUCAUGAUUUAGUCCAUACCAUGAGUUUGCUUGAUACGUUCAUACAUGUCCUAUUGAACCACAACAGUGGGGUGAAAAGAAAAAGAAAAGAAAAUUAGUCAAGUUCCAUUAAAAUGGACUAAAGGGUGCCAAUGUGAAGCCACCUUCCUUUGUCCAAUAAAGAGAAGAUACCAUGUCUGGUACAGUAUUUGUGUAUAUUCAACUAUAGUUUAUAGCAACAGUAAUCUCGUGACCAAGACAAGUCUUAGAGCUGGCAGCACAGAAAAUGAUUGUCCAUUUUAAAUGCUGACCUUCCAGUAUUGGACUCCACACUCCACAUACUUAGAGACAUAAGAGAAUUAGGCAAGAAAUGCAGCUAAGCAGACCAAUCCUCACAUUCUUUCCACUCGUGUGUGGGAAACAAGUGACAACGCUGAUUAGCACUGGGCCCAACUGACCUGGCUCAAAUGACUCCUACUUCACAAGUAAUCCAUUCUAACAAAACUAGAUUUCAAGUCUCCUAUGAAAUUGUGAAUAUAACAGUGUUAACAUGUUGGCUUUUAUCCUUGUAGUGUGAUCGGUAAGUAAGCCAAUGUUUCUAGCUGCUAUGGUUAAGCUAUUAAUCAAACAUUUGCACAGGAAAAUAAAUGUGAACGUGUGCAAGUUGGAUAAAUAUAAUGCCUAUUUACAGCUGUUGUUUACGGUCAGGUUUGAAGUUCAAACCAUAAUCAGCUUCCUUAUGCAAAAGAAAAACCAAGAAGACAGAAAAAUAACAAAAACUACAUGACAUCAGGUGCAUGAAAUCUAAAUCCGAAUAUGACUUUGCUCUUGGUUUUGCCCGAAACCUGUUGUCAUUGCCCACAGGUGUAAGCAUAAAAUGAUCUACCAUCAGUCCUCACAAACUGGGCCAGAGCAUGUCUUGAGUGAUUACUGUCAGCUCUUUAUUGGUUGGCCCUAGCUGGAGCAUGUUACUUUCCAUGUCGUUGCUAAUUAGGAGAUUAAAGUUUCCUCGAUGCGCUUAUCAUGUUAAAACAUAAUGUAGCCCUUAGUGGGUGUCAGCCGUCUGAGUUUUCAUUUCUUUUGCAUGUUUCCUUUUCCUUCCUCUUUACUGAUCUUCAUCUGAUCUGAUAUAGAGACUAAUAUUACAUUAAAUUCCUUUCUAAUUGUUUCAAUGAAACAAUACAGUAUAUACUGUAUAUUUUUAUAUAUCUUCAUUCUAUCUCGACCUGUCCUGUAUGAUCUACAGUAAUGUGGAUUUUUGAGAGCAUCUGUGACUCAAUUUGCAUUUUGUGAUGGAAAAAACUCAAAAGUAUUAUUCAUUAAGCUUUAUUAAAUAGAAUAGUCAAUCUGAUGUGAAUCCAUGAAUCGGAAAACAAUACAACGGUACCAAAUAAAAUGUUCUGUCUGUCUCUUCGUAUUUAAAGUUCUUUGGAAGUCUAUGAUGCUCUCGAUGCCGAUAUACUGUAUGACUUUUUGUUUUCAACCCCACAUAAACUUUCUUAUCAACAUGAAUGGAGGUUUGCUCUCUUUGAACAGCCGUAUGACGUUACAACAGGAGGCUUCUAUCCACAUCCGUGUUUACAUGGCCCUGAUAGCCUUGCAUGCUCAGAUACUUUUUCUACAAGUUAAACUCACAUUCAGUUUGACACACAGGGAGACAUUGGGAUGUCACUGAGGCCUUUCAGAGUUCUAUCAAGUAGGUAUUUAGAGUUUAGUAGGUAUAGUAUUUGUCAAUUGUCAGAAAAGUAAUUUUAGACAUCUUAACCUUCAGAUUUCUUUCUCUCAAAUCCUGGAAAUGCAUGGUGAGUUUGUUAAAGUCCAGUUGCAGUUUUAGUAGCAUGUAUUCACUUUAAUUUAACAGCAGCAUUGGGAUGCAUUUUUUUCUUUGACAUAACACGAGGACUGUUCCUUUCAAGCUGCUCCUAUUAAAAAAAGCUAACACACAUUUUCCUCUUUUCUACUCCUGUCUGUUGCCAUAGUGGUGCGAUGGUUAGUACUGUCACCUCACAGCGGGAAAGUUUUGGGUUCAAACCUGCCCGCUGGGGCCUUUCAGACUGGAGUUUACAUGUUCUCGAUAUGCCUGCAUGGGUUCUCUCUCGUUCUCCCACAGACCAAAAACAUGCAAGUUUUUACAGAUUGGUCAAACUCUAAAAUAGCCGUAUGCUAUAAAUAUGUGUCUCUCUAUGUCCGUUUGCCCAGUGACAGAUGAUGAUCUCGAUGAAUGAACAAUAUCUAAUCCAGUUUCUCAAAUGCUCAGCUACUUUUGUCUGUCAGAUUGCAUAUCAGUGUGGCUCAUGUUGUAGGGCACAUAUAGACAAAAAACAAAACAAAACAUUCAGUCAUUCACAUUCACACCUAUCGACAGUUCCGUCCACACAGAAAAUGUUAUUCGUUUUUAAAAUGUUUCCUGUGAACAUGGAAUCGUUUCAACAAAUAUUAUAUUAUAUAUGCCAGCCUUGAAGUGGCACUGUAACCCUUCCAUAGGAAGUCACCAAAAAGCCUGUGCGAUGCAAACAUACUCCCAACAAUGGUGGCCAAUGCAAAUCGGGCAAUAAAGGAGACAUUUAUGUGGACUGACAACGAGGUAGAAUUUCCACUUUGGAAAGAAAGCCCAGCUUAAAGCCAAGGUAAAGAACAUCCAACACGCUGAUCCACAAUUAUUGUUUUAUUGUUGGUGAUGUUCGUGCAUUGUCAUGUGAUACUGGGACAACCGUGUCGUUGUUUCACGAAAGAUGGACAUGUGUUGCACACAUGGAAACAGGAGGACAUUCUUUUAAGAGCUAUCCACCUGGUUUGAGAAAUGAUUGUUUUCAGGCUCACAAAACAUGGAUUAAAUUUUGAAACAACAACAACAAAACCUUUGAAUAUACAGUACACUGAAUAAAGCCUGCAAUUAACAAACGGGCAAGUUUUUGCAGUAUGUGAUGGAACCGGAUUAACCGAAACUACAACCACAAUUCCAAUGAAGUUGGGACGUUGUGUUAAACAAAUAAAAACAGAAUACAAUGAUUUGUAAAUCAUGUUCAACCUAUAUUUAAUUGAAUACACAACACAGACAAGAUAUUUAAUUUUCAAACUGAUAAACUUUAUUGUUUUUAGCAAAUAAUCAUUAACUUAGAAUUUUAUGGCUGCAAAACGUUCCAAAAAAGCUGGGAAAGCGUCAUGUUUACUUACCACUGUGUUACAUCAUCUUUUCUUUUAACAACAUUCAAUAAACGUUUGGGAACUGAGGACACUGUUUGUUGAAGCUUUGUAGGUGGAAUUCUUUCCCAUUCUUGCUUGAUGUACAGUUGCAGCUGUUCAACAGUCCGGGGUCUCCGUUGUCGUAUUUUACGCUUCAUAAUGUGCCACACAUUUUCAAUGGGAGACAGGUCUGGACUGCAGGCAGGCCAGUCUAGUACCCGUACUCUUUUACUACAAAGCCACGCUGUUUUAACACGUGCAGAAUGUGGUUUGCCAUUGUCUUGCUGAAAUAAGCAGGGGCGUCCAUGAAAAAGAUGUUGCUUGGAUGGCAGCAUAUGUUUCUCCAAAACUUUUCAGCAUUAAUGCUGCCUUCACAGAUGUAUAAGUUACCCAUGCCAUUGGCACUAACACAACCCCAUACCAUCACAGAUGCUGGCUUUUUAAUUUUGUGUCCAUAACAGUCCGGAUGGUUAUUUUCCUCUUUGGCCCGGAGCACAAGAUGUCCACAAUUUCCCAAAACAAUUUGAAAUGUGGACUCAUCGGACCACAUAACACUUUUCCACUUUGCAUCAGUCCAUCUUAGAUUCUAAGGUUCUUUACCUUAGCCAGAGAAGCCGGCGGCGUUUCUGCGUGUUGUUGAUAAGUGGCUUUUGCUUUGCAUAGUAGAGUUUUAAGUUGCACUUACGGAUGUAGCGCCGAACUGUAUUUACUGACAUUGGUUUUCUGAAGUGUUCCUGAGCCCAUGUUGUGAUAUCCAUUACACAUUGAUUUCGGUUUUUGAUGCAGUGCCGCCUGAGGGAUCGAAGGUCACGGGCAUUCAAUGUUGGUUUUCGGCCUUGCCGCUUACAUGCAGUGAUUUCUCCAGAUUCUCUGAACCUUUUGAUGAUGCUAUGGACCAUAGAUGAGGAAAUCCCCAAAUUCCUUACAAUUGUACGUUUAGGAACAUUGUCCUUAAACUGUUCGACUAUUUUCUCACGCACUUGUUCACAAAGAGGUGAACCUCACCCCAUCUUUGCUUGUGAAUGACUGAGCAAUUCAGUGACGCUCCUUUUAUACCCAAUCAUGACACCCACCUUUUCCCAAUUAGCCUGUUCACCUUCUAAAUAGGUGUUUGAUGAGCAUUCCUCAACUUUCUCAGUCUUUUUUGCCACCUGUCCCAUCUUUUUUGGAACGUGUUGCAGCCAGAAAAUUCCAAGUUAAUGAUUAUUGGCUAAAAACAAUAAAGUUUAUUAGUUUGAACAUUAAAUAUGUUGUCUUUGUAUUGUAUUCAAUUAAAUAUAGUUUGAACGUGAUUUGCAAGUCAUUGUAUUCUGUUUUUAUUUUUGUUUAACACAACGUCACAACUUCAUUGGAAUUGGGGUUGUACAAUGACACUGUAGUAGCUCAUCCGAAAUGAUGAACUAAAUGUGCCCUGAAGCAAGAUGUUUAUUGAACAUUUAAGAGUAAUAAAGUGCAUGUGCUUUUCAUUAGAUUACUGGAUAAAACAAUGAAAAAUGUAUAUUAUGGGAAAAGGAUAAAUGUAAAGCAAGGUGAGGUGUAAUAAAAACUCAGUUGUCAUGGAAAGAGCACAUGGACACAAUACAGAUAAUAAAGAAAAUGAAUACGGGCAUCUCUAUAGGGAGACAAUACCUUCCUUAUGUUACUGAACACAGUGUGGGUAAAGUAGAUUAAAUCUUUAAUAUUGAGUUAACUGGACUAUAACUCAUCUGUGUGGUCCUCUGUAUCAAAAGGUCUCAUUAAAUUUCAAAUUGCCGAGAAUAGAGCUGGUAAGGUAGUUUUACAUUGCCCCAAAGGAUAUAACACACAAAGUAUGCAUCGUAAAAUAGGCGUGCCUUUAGCACAGUCACAUUCUUCAGCAAUACUGUUUAUUCCACCUAACCUGAGUUUUUACACAAUCAAAUUAUAAGAGGUAGUCAAAUCCAUACUUAUUCCACUAGAUUAGCAGAUGAUGGUCAAAUUACAUGACCAAUCUCAAGCUCUAACGCUUUAAAAAAGGCAGUAUAAUCUGUUGUGCCUUCAAGCUUUGGAAUAGCUGCCCCCUCCACAUAUGACAAUCUAACAGGAUGUCUCCAUUCAAAUUCCAUUUAGUAAUGCAUUACUGAACAGCCCAGCAAUAAUCCAGUCUGACAAGUAUGUUUUAUCCCUGUUUAUCCAUCUAUCCAUCCAUCCAUUUUCUGAGCCGCUUCGCCUCACUAGGGUCGCGGGCGUGCUGGAGCCUAUCCCAGCUGUCAUCGGGCAGGAGGCGGGGUACACCCUGAACUGGUUGCCAGCCAAUUGCAGGGCACAUAGGAACAAACAACCAUUCGCACUCACAGUCAUGCCUACGGGCAAUUUAGAGUCUCCAAUUCAUGCAUGUUUUUGGGAUGUGGGAGGAAACCGGAGUGCCCGGAGAAAACCCACGCAGGCACGGGGAGAACAUGCAAACUCCACACAGGCGGGGCCGGGGAUUGAACCCGGGUCCUCAGAACUGUGAGGCUGACGCUCUAACCAGUCGGCCACCGUGCCGCUGUGCCGCCUAUCUCUGUUUAGUUUUGCGUUUUGUUCCGUUGAAUGAAUUAUUGCGAUAAAGACAGGUAACUUGUUAAUUGAUUGUGAGGUGUAAAUGCAAGACAAAAGUGUUUUUUUGGGACUACUGUAAACAUGGUGUUAAUUAAGAUUUCUAUUUGAUUGUGGUGAUAUUAAAAAUGUGAUCUUCUGAUGCAAGGUUUUAUGACCUCUUGGAAGACUACCUGGUUCCAUUAUUAAUAUAGAAAUUUUUUUUUAAAUACAUUUGGAUAUUUUUAAACAGCUACGAUUUAGUGUGAUUGUUUGUAUCCUCUCAUAUCAUUUGCAUAAACUUUAGAGAGAUCAAUUUGCAUAAUAAGCGCAGUCUGACUUUUUUUUAAAAAGCUGACUGUUAUGGAAUCAGAUCUCAAACUGCACAAACCAUCAACUAGGUUGUGCCACAGAGUUAAUUUCCUUGCUUUGCAUUUUUAAUUCAUUUAUCAAGUGUAUAAAGCAGGAAGGAACCAAUCCUUUGUUUUCUGAUGGAUUACACAACAGUUUAAAGGUCAGCGCAGUGAUGUCAGAGAGACAGAUGGAAGUGCAAGAUUGGGGUAAACUUGUAAAAGCUGGGUGACCCACCGGGCUCACCAAAUCCAGCAGAUGGACCUGCAAUGAAAAAUCCUGACUGCCUCUGGCAGUUAGGCUUUACACAGAGGACUACUGUUACCACUGACCACAACCCUUUGAUGCUUGAGAACGUCUGCGCGUGUACGUAUCUGUGUGUGUGUGUGCGUGUGUGUGUGUGUGCGCGCGUGUGUGUGUGUGUUUGGUGAAAGAGCGGAGAUGAGAUAAGUGGAGUCGGCCUGGGUAGGGAUCAGCGAUCAGAGCAUCUUUGUUUAGAAAACUGAUCACUUAUUGUUCUGAUGGGGCCAAGAGGCAACACCAUGCACAAACACAUUCAUAUGCAAGUGAUAACUAUUUUGCUGUGUUGUGCUUUGUC